Messenger RNA from Spirodela intermedia, 3624 nucleotides. NCBI's taxonomy places the organism in Eukaryota, Viridiplantae, Streptophyta, Magnoliopsida, Alismatales, Araceae. The record is from the annotation of a GenBank genome assembly.
AUGCCGAGGACUGUGUCCCGAUCGCCAUCGUACCGUCGGAAGUAUUCGCCGUCUCCGGUCGCUCAUGGCCGAUACGGUAGCAGUAGGAGAAGCCGGAGGGACCGCAGCCGUUCCCCGUAUUCAUACAGGUCUCAUCUCUAGCCCUCUGCUCCGGUUUCCAUCACCUGCUCCGAUAGACGCAGGUUUAUCUUUGCAUCAUCUGCUUUUUUUCUCUCUUCUUCUGCUUGCAAGGAGAAAACGAGAAGAAAUACUUCAAUCUGUAAAAAUUGCCAUACGAUCCACCGUCCGAAAAAACAUCGAAAGCAGAAAUCGGGACAGAAAACUGAAGAUAAUGAUUUAUUGAAGGGUAUCGGACUUCGAAAUUACCUCUUAAGCUUCUCGCUGAUACGCAUCUUCUUCUAGAAGUGAGUUAUAUCUUGUGUAACGAGGUAGAUGGCCUCUGACCGAGCAGUAGACAUCGGGAUAUAUGAGAGUAGGUUUCAGUAAGAGGAUGGAAGAUGGCAAAAGGGAAGGGAAAGUGGUGUAGUGCGAAAGGAUGGAGCGUUUGCUGUUUAGUUGGGCAGUAGUUUGUGUCAGUUGCGGCUCUGCAUCUGUGACGGCAUUCAUGCUUGUUUCUUCUUUGAAAACUAUCGCAGAAAAGGUGGAAUUAACGAUGUUCUUUAUUUUAUUUGGUCUCCUAAUCGUCAAACAAGAUCAAUAAUAAUACGGGAAGUGUAUAAAUUGCAAACUAUAUAUUAGAAAGUUAAGCAGACCAUUUCUGGCACGCUCUGCCUCGCUCCCCUCUUCCUCCCUCUCGCUGUCUCCGUCUCUCUACGUAAUUGUAUCAUAUUGCUGCGCUUUCACCAGUAUCUUUGCAAUCAAAUGCGUCCAUUGACCAAGUGCUUUUUUCCAUCAAAAUCUGUUCAAUCUUCAAAGGAAAGGGUUCAAGCCAAUGUAGAACCUUUUAAUUAGCUUGCUGUUUUGGUUCGCUGUUGUUCUUGAGGGAUGCUUAUCUUGCCUAUUUAUUGAUUGAUAUGCGUUAUCCUAUGUGAAGAGGACCAAAAUAGAUGGUCAAGGUGCCUGUAGAUUCUCUUUGAAUGGAUCUCUUCAGAAGCUUGUUCAUAUCUCUUUCGCCAUUGUUAGUAUUUGACACUCCAACCUUUUCUAAGAAAAGUAUUAAUGCAGUGGUAAGCACUACAGAUGUAUGUGACCAUCAGGCCUUAGAAACUACGAUCAACAGCAUUACACCAGAGGGUCUUCUCACAUUAGUUUGGUAAACAUAUUCAUUCAUCUGAUUUGAAGAUACAAGAUUAAAUACUUGAACGAACGAUUCAUUGACAAGGCUUUCACAUGACAUCCGGUGCCAUUCUCUCUUACCCGUUGUAAUAUCUGACAAAGGAAAGGAUGUGUCAAUGCUGAUGAUGAAUAUUAUCGUCCGUCCUUACUUAACUUGUAUAAGAGUGGGUUAUGAGGAAAAUCUGAGUGUGCAUCGUUUAAACUAAUGACGACUGAGUUACCUGCGAUCACUAUAUAUACUGCAUCAUGUCUACCACAUUAGGUAAGUUGUAAAACUGUCUUCAUCCUCACCUGAUUUCAUACAUUGGUGUACAGGAGACGAAGUCGUUCCAUUUCUCCAAGACACCACAAAAGCCGGUCCCCAUCAGCUAGGCGCCAUAAAAGCCGUUCUCCAACUCCAAGGAGAUCUAAGAGACAAAGCACAAGGAGCCGCACAAAGUCUCCAUUUGAAAAAUCUCCCAGUCCAAGGAUCGAGUCACUGGAGAAGAAAGCCUCCAUAGAAAAAUUGACAAAAGAAGAAGAAGAAAAGAAAAGGUACUCAAAUAGUUACUGUAAUGCAACUUACAUCAGAUCUAUCAUUUUGUUUUCCCUUUAGGUACUGAAAUGCACAAAGUUAUGCUACUGUCGUUCAUCCGUUGUAGCUUGGCUUCAUGGAUCAUGGCAUAGUUGGUCGCCUGAGCUCCCACACCACUCAGGGGCUGCCUUGGUCCUGAAAUCAUUCAUUUAUAAAUUGGUGUAACUGUCACGGAAACAGAGAGCAUGAACUACGGCCUCUCCAUGAACUAUACAGUAAACACAAUAAUGGGAAUCAUUUGCAAGAGACCAGAAUUAAAUUUCAACGACGAAUUAUCAGACCAUCACGAUGAAGAACCUCAAGAAAAAACCAGUUCAGACUAUAAAUCAAAAAGUCUCUGAGUGACAGAUUGCGCACUGUUCAUAUGCAUUGACAGAGGCGGUAUAACUAGGUCGUCAAGGACCUAGUUCAUCUCAUGUGGCUCUAAAUUUCAUUACGCUAUUCUCUUGUUUUCUAAUUGUACAGAGGCAGUCAUCAGAUAUGAUUUUUCAGUAUGUGGUUUACUUAUAUUAAGCUCUGGAGCUACAAGAAAGCUUCUGGCAUGGUCAGGUGAGGAAGUUAAGUUGCAAAAAACAAUACCCACGAAGGUGAAGGCUCUUUUUGCAAUGGAUGUAGGUUGUAAGGAUCCGUUCUGUUACGUAAAGGUACCAUUUUAUAUGUUGUCUGUGGGUCAAUCGGCUCAGUAAUUUCUUCAUGUUUAUUUACAAAUAAGAAUAACCCGUCAUUUCCUGCUUUAUAUUUUAACAAAAUGAAGACUUUUUUGAGUGUCAGCGCAGUGGUUUCACAUGAAAAUUAAUGUUCUUUCGUGAUUAGUUUUCAACCUGCAACAGGUUAUGACAUUCUUCGCCACAGGCUUUUCUGAAGGAAGCUUCUGCUAUAGUUCUUCAACUUGUUAUAUAUUGAUGAUACCUUUGGUGCCUCGUUUAUCUACUGUUCUCCGGUUUGAAAACUCGUUAAUUUGGAUCAGGAAUCUUUUAUAGAGGUAUGCCUUGAAAGCACAGGAGGAUUAAUUUGCUAUAAAAUAAGUGAGCUUGUUCUUGUUGCUUGUCGAUUUCCUUCCCCAAAGGAACCUUAAUUCAGAUGAUGGAGCGACAGAUCAUAGUUCCAGUCAAACAUCUCAUCUGAUUUAUUUAUUUUUUUCUCCCAUCUCAAGCAGGCGACAGCAGGAGGCAGAAUUGAAACUGUUAGAAGAGGAAACCACGCGGAGAAUCGAAGAGGCUAUUCGGAAGAAAGUUGAGGAGAGCUUAAAUUCCGAGGAGGUCAAGCUGGAAAUCCAGAGACGGAUAGAAGAAGGCCGAAAGAAGAUGCUCAACGAAGUCACAGUCCAACUCGAGAAGGAGAAGGAGGCUGCCCUUGCCGAAGCUAGGCAGAAAGAGGUUAGCUCUUUCUGUGGGUUGACUAUUCUGAUAAAAAUGUUUGGAUUACCUAAAUUCCAAUCAAAUUAUUGAGAAAAAAAUAUAUAUGUUUACAUUGGGUUGACUUCUAUAACAAUCCCUUUUGUGUGGCAGGAGCAAGCUCGGAGGGAGAGGGAGGAGCUUGACAAGAUGCUCGAGGAGAACCGGCGGCGGGUGGAGGAAGCCCAGAGGAGGGAAGCCCUGGAACAGCUGCAGAGGGAGGAAGAACGGUACAGGGAAUUGGAGCGCCUCCAGAGGGAGAAGGAGGAGGCCAUGAGGAGGAAGAAGCAGGAAGAAGAGGAGGAGAGGGCCAACCAGAUGAAGUUGCUCGGUAAGAACAAGACCCGCCCGAAGCUCUCAUUCGCCAUCAAUUCCAAGUGA